AUGUCUUCAUGUUCCGUACCUAUUCGUCGUAAAAAUACAGUUGUCGAAAAAGUAUUGAUGUGUAACUAUGAUCUAUCUGAUAAUUAUGAUGUUAUUAUUAGAUUUCAUUCAGCAAAAAUUUUAUCAAGAAAUGUUCUAGGUGGACAUCCUGAUCCAUAUUUUAUAGCGAACAUUGAUCAUGUAAUUUCAUUUAAAUCAAUUGCUUUGUCCAAGACUUUAGAACCUUCAUGGUAUGAUGCAGAAUGGAUUGUUCGAAAUAUUUCUCGUCAUGCUGAACUGAUUGUUACACUCUAUGAUAAAUAUGAUAGAAAACUUUCUGAUGAUUUUAUCGGACAAUUUAUAAUUCGUGAUCUUAUUAAUUAUAUUCCUUCCACGAAAGGUCAUGACAUAAUUAAUGCAUCUAAUCAAUACAAUGGUUGCUUUCAUUUAUCUAUUCAAUCAAUGAAAUCAUCUGAAGAAACGAAACAACUUCCUCGAUAUACCUUGGAUAGUUCUUGUCGAUAUUUUUGUCAUAAUUCGAUGACUAUGGGCCGUUUGACAAAGAUCAAUAUUGAUCAUACUUAUCCAACAUGGAAAAUACAAAUGAGAAGAAUUUCAUUUUUUUUUCUACCUAAUCAACGUCAAUAUUGGAAUAAACAAUAUAAAUCAGCAAGAGCCAUAUUUGGCAAUUAUCCAUUUUCAUCAACAUCACGAAAGUCUAUCAAAUUAGCACAUAAAGCACUUUAUGAAAAAACAUCUAGAUAUAAUGAAAAUGGUUCAUUGAAUAGUAGUGAUGAUCUUUGGAAAUUUGUCUUUACAAAUAGAAUUACAAAAAUAAUAAAACCAUGUAUUUAUACAUAUGUAAUUGACAAUUAUUCAUGGAAAUUUAGUGAAACUGGUAUUGGACUUUUUACUGAUUUUGUCAGUAAACAUGCUUUAUUAGCAAAUUGUUCAGAAUAUGUUUGUUAUGCAGGUGAAUUUCAUCCUCGACCUAAAUAUGGAUGGGAUAAAUGGGAUGAUGAAUGGGAAUUAGUUUUUGAUAAUAAUUCACGUACUUACGCACCAGAUGCAAAUUUAUUAAUAAAUUUAAAACAAUUAUUAGUAUUUAAUUUUCCUGGAUUAAAUAUUGUAACAUAUGAUUGUGAAGAUCCAAAACUACAAGACAGUAAAGAAGCAUUGACAUUAGCUGCUCAAAAAUAUCAAAAUAGUUUGGUGACAAGUCAAUAA
Molecule: messenger RNA, 1206 nt
Organism: Rotaria sp. Silwood1
Lineage: Eukaryota; Metazoa; Rotifera; Eurotatoria; Philodinida; Philodinidae
Source: the annotation of a GenBank genome assembly